Chiloscyllium plagiosum (whitespotted bambooshark) is the source of this 751-nucleotide messenger RNA. RefSeq lists its product as uncharacterized. The record is from RefSeq and is a predicted model, not a curated record. Lineage: Eukaryota; Metazoa; Chordata; Chondrichthyes; Orectolobiformes; Hemiscylliidae. Gene Ontology annotation, molecular function: calcium ion binding.
CGCUUUUGGAGUGUGAUUGGUUGACCGGUUGCUAUGGUGCUUGGUUAGGGUAGCCGGAGCGUCUGGAAAUGCGAUAGCCGAGGGAUUGCAAACCUGUUCUCAACAUAUUGUCCAGAGUGAGUGGAAAUGGCUGCCAAGACCUCUGCCUAUAAAAAGACAUCUUUGAGUACAACAGUACAAAGGAAGAAACCUGGACCAAAACCAGAAAUCACUGAAGAACAAAAACAGGAAAUACGAGAAGCAUUUGACCUAUUUGACACAGACGGCGCUGGAUCUAUUGAUGCCAAAGAAUUAAAGGUUGCAAUGAGAGCUUUGGGAUUUGAACCCAAGAAAGAAGAAAUAAAGAAAAUGAUUGCAGAAAUUGAUAAGGAAGGCACUGGGAAAAUAGACUUUAAUGAAUUUUUGGCAGUCAUCACACACAAAAUGGCUGAGAAAGAUACAAAGGAGGAAAUUUUGAAAGCCUUUAGACUGUUUGAUGAUGAUGAAACUGGGCGAAUCUCAUUCAAAAAUCUGAAACGUGUAGCAAAAGAACUUGGAGAAAAUCUCACGGACGAAGAAUUGCAGGAAAUGAUUGAUGAAGCAGAUCGAGACGGAGAUGGGGAAGUCAAUGAACAAGAGUUCCUUCGAAUCAUGAAGAAGACCAGUUUAUAUUAAUAUAUUGUUUAUCGCAUGUUGCUUGUGUUUCUUUCUUUUGCUCUGAUGCCUGCUUACUGAACAAUAGGGCUGAAAAUGUGUUGCUGGAAAAGCGCAG